AUGGAAACUAAUAUAUUGAAAAUUGCAAAUAAGAAAGUUUGCGUUAAAACUUGUGAUCGUUCAGGAAGAGGGAUUUAUGCAAUGCAAAAGAUAUCACCUGGUGACCUUAUCAUUCAAGAUACUCUCUAUGUGGCUGUGGUGGAGGAUGCCAAUCUUUCUGUAGCUUGCAGUGGUUGUCUUUCUAAAGGUGGUAGACUAUUAUGUUGUUCAAGUUGUAACGUGAUUCACUAUUGCUCUGAGGAAUGUAAACGUAAGGAUCGAUUAUACCACGAGUAUGAAUGUAAACCAUUUGUCAGGCUAAAAAGAACACCACCAACUUCAAUUCGCUUAAUAUGUCGAAUAUUGAUACAUCGAAUGAACGAUCCGACAUCUGUUAGUAUUAUAUUACUUAUGUGGUUGGCAAUACUCAUUUCUUCUCUCCAAUUAAGUUGUCUAUCCUUUAGUUCAAGGAUAUUGAAAACCUCCAAACCAUCGCAUUACUUAGAUCGAACAAUGUUUAAACAAGAACAAAUAGAAACAUUCGCACAAAUGUCUAUGGUAGUUCGAGAAUGUAUAUCUCAAGAUGCUUUGCUAUCAGCUUCAGAAAUGCUAGAUUUAUUUUGUCGGAUGACCGAAAAUAGUUUUUCUAUCUUGGAUGGAGAAAUGAUUGCUUUUGGAGUCGGCAUUUAUCCUAAUGCUUCUUUAUUAAAUCAUUCUUGUCAUCCUAAUUGUGUUGUUAUUUUUGAAAAUUCGAAAUUAAUGGUUCGAUGCAUAGAACCAAUAAAUAAUGAUCAGGAGCUAGUUAUUAAUUAUGUAGAUUUGAGUCUACCAGUAGAAGAACGGCGUAAAGAAUUGCGAAAGCAAUACUUUUUUUCGUGCAAUUGUGAAUCUUGCGAAUACUAUAAGUCUAAAGAUAAUAUUGACCCGCGAAGUGCGCUGAGAUGUCAAAAUUCUAAAUGUUCUAAUGCUAUUGAACCACCAAGUUCAUUGGAUUUAGGUGAAGAAGAAUAUACUUCAACAUGUAAGGUCUGUUCCCGCAAUAUACGAUACGAUGUAGCAGAUGUGGAGAAACACAUAUCCAAGUCUCUUCAAUUAUAUGAAAAGGGCACGAAUUUACGCGAUCAAGACAAUUUACAAGCCAUGUCAUAUUUUAAACAAGCCUUUGAAAUUCAAAAACCGCUUCUCCAUAUGGCUAAUUAUAAUUUAAUAUCUACUCGUAAAGCUUUGUUUGAUAUCUAUUGUAAUUUAAAUGAUUGGCCAACAGCGCUUUCUCAUUCUUUGGCAAUUGUUGAAGCUUAUCGCAUUUUAUAUUCUCGAGCACAUCCUUUACUUGGAAUUCAAAUUUACGCUACUGCGAGAAUACAUAUGUCGAUGGAUAAUGUUGAUAUUAAUAAAAUUGUUGAAUUACUUCGAGAAGCUUUGAAAAUAUUGGAAGUAUCACAUGGGUUUAAACAUCCUUUUACAAAAAUGGUAGAAAUGAAUUUAUGGGAUGCUCACGGUGAACUUAAUA
This is a messenger RNA of Dentiscutata heterogama, 1489 nucleotides long. The record is from the annotation of a GenBank genome assembly. Lineage: Eukaryota; Fungi; Glomeromycota; Glomeromycetes; Diversisporales; Gigasporaceae.